AUGGACAACGGCGACGAGUUCACCCGCUCCGCGUUCACCUCGUUCUGCGACGCUGCUGGCAUUCGGUGCGAGUACACCGCGCCCAACACCUCCAAGCAAAACGCGCUGGUCGAGAGCGCCAUAUGGCGCGCCAUGAAGGGGGGUUACGCCGCGCGCCGCCACAUCCUCACCAUAGGCCACGUCGACCUCUUCUCCAUCCCCAACGUCGGCGUCAACGGACAUCGCCUGUGGCUCGCGUCGGCGCUGUGGAUAUCCGCCUGCUUCAACCGCUCCGCGACGAAGGCCAACCUGGGCUGGAUGUCGCCGUUCAAGGCGUUCUUCAGCCGGAAGCCGCCCCUCACCGUCGUCCCUUUUUUCCCGGAGGAGGGGAUGAUGCGCGUGAAGCGGGCCACCAAGGCGGACGUCCAAUCCGCGCAGUGCUUCUACCUGCACGGCGGCAACAACCACUCGACGUCUACCGCAGUCGUUCUUCGCGCUGACACCGGUCACCUCGCCCUCACCAACAACGUCGUGUGGGUCAACCGCCGGGCAGGAGCGCUGGCGCCGGUGCCGAGUAUCGGGGGGGGUUCUUCGGUCACCGCGGCGCCCUCGCCGGCCGCCGCCGUAUCUGCGGCCGAUGCCGCACCGCCGCCGCCCCCGCCAUCAAGGACGUACACGAUCCCAAGCCCCGUCGCCGAUCUCCGACGCCCCAUCAUCAGACCCAUCGUCGACCGCAGCCACGCCGCCCCGUUCGACCCCGGGCCUGCCGCCGCCGCCGCCGCAGCCCGCCAGCGCCGCCGCCCGCGCUCCUCCGCACCCGCCGCUUUCGAAACGAGCCGUCAAGGAGUUGGGACGAGAGGACACGAGGGUUCACGGACGCACGUGCGGCGAUGGAGUGCGGUUCAUGUAUGA
Molecule: messenger RNA, 891 nt
Organism: Ectocarpus sp. CCAP 1310/34
Lineage: Eukaryota; Phaeophyceae; Ectocarpales; Ectocarpaceae
Source: the annotation of a GenBank genome assembly